CACAAAUUUGGAAGAAAAGAUAAAGAAAAAGACAAGAUUAAAAGACUGACAAAACAAGACAUUACUACAUAAGUGGGAGCCGUUACAAAAGCAAUCCCACUCCCACUGCUGAACUGGACUGGACCAGUCCACCACCGUGGAAAUUGUUAGUACGAAUCCAGGAGAGAUACAUAGCCAAACACAUGAGCACGAAGACAAGUUGUGGUUAAGUUAUUUAUUGAGUGUGUCAUCAUGACUGUAAAGCAGAGGACCAAUCGUAAGUCACCUGGAAGCACCAAUGCUGUUCCAAGAUCAGAUACCAGAAAUGGAUCAGAAAGAGAAAGUGCACGAUCAGGCAUCCGAAUAGACUGGCGACGCAUAAUAACUCGAAUGUUGAUGAUGACUGCAAUCAUGGUGGCUGUGUACUUCAGUAAAGCAAACAAGACGGUGCAGUUUGCAAAGCAAGAUGAGGAAAUUGGCAAGAAGUUUGUUGAAAUUAGUUGUUCAGAAGAUUAUGCUGAGGAACUCAGACAGUUUAGAGGCUGUACUCCCAGAAAGUGUGGUAGAAUGGUGUCAGAUUCCCUGAUAAAACCAGGCGAAGUAGCAGCUCUUCGUAACAUUGCUGAGCGAGGCCUUGCCUUAGGAGGGUCUUCAGGUGGGGCAUCCAUCCUGGAUUUACACUCUGGAGCUCUGUCACAAGGCAAUGCAUUUGUUAACAUAUACAAGCUUGAAACAUCCAGAAAAAUUUUUACAGGUGAAGAUUUCAAAAUCUACAGUCACGUGAAGGGAAAGAUCCAGCAUGCGAUAGCAGACCAUUUUGGGAUUGAUAAAGGACAACUCUACUUGACUCAUCCCACAUUUUUCUCAAGAAUUACAUCUGCUCCUCCUAAAACUAUUCAUGAUGAAUAUUGGCAUCCUCAUGUUGAUAAGGAAACCUAUGAGUCAUUCCACUACACUUCAUUACUAUACCUAACUGAUUAUGGGCAGGAGUUUGAAGGGGGACGCUUUGUGUUCAUUGACAAGGAUUCCAACAAAACAGUGGAGCCCCGGAGAGGUCGGGUAUCUGCCUUCACCUCUGGCUCAGAGAACCUUCACUAUGUAGAGCAGGUCACACGUGGCACAAGGUAUGCUAUAACAGUCUCUUUCACUUGUGAUCCUAAACAUGCCAUUGAAGAUCCUAAACUGGAAAGAUAGCUGUAUUUCAGUGUUUUCUUAAUAUUUUUAUAUUUUCUGGUGUGCUUUGUAAGGCAGUGUGGGUUUUAAAUAUUUUUGUUUUGUUUCACAAAAAUGUGAAUAUCUUGUUCAAAUAUUCCUUAUACAUUCCUUAUUUGUUCAUAUAUAAACUUAAUUUUGUAUAAUAUAAUUUAUGAUGUUUAAGUUGUAGUGCAAAUUUAAUUAAGAAAUAUUUUACUUCUAAAGCUUACCACCUUAUGAAUAAAUGUCAUUCAGUA
Messenger RNA from Scylla paramamosain (green mud crab), 1430 nucleotides. Its product is annotated as 2-oxoglutarate and iron-dependent oxygenase domain-containing protein 3-like. Gene Ontology annotation, molecular function: iron ion binding; oxidoreductase activity, acting on paired donors, with incorporation or reduction of molecular oxygen; L-ascorbic acid binding. Lineage: Eukaryota; Metazoa; Arthropoda; Malacostraca; Decapoda; Portunidae. The transcript is spliced from 8 exons. The coding region runs from base 232 to 1173 and encodes 313 amino acids. The record is from RefSeq and is a predicted model, not a curated record. Gene Ontology annotation, cellular component: membrane.